Molecule: messenger RNA, 1294 nt
Organism: Zophobas morio
Lineage: Eukaryota; Metazoa; Arthropoda; Insecta; Coleoptera; Tenebrionidae
Product: C-C chemokine receptor type 3-like
Exons: 3
Coding region: 47-1207 (386 amino acids)
Biological process (GO): neuropeptide signaling pathway
Cellular component (GO): plasma membrane
Molecular function (GO): neuropeptide receptor activity
Source: RefSeq, a predicted model, not a curated record
CACCCUAUCUGUGCCAUUGCUUGUAGUAUUUACCAAAUCUUUGAACAUGGAAUCCACAAUCUCACCACAAACCGACGAUGGCUUAAGCGGUUUCGCCCUCUUCCAAGCGACCACCAGACGAUCAUUUUUGUGCCUGUUCAUCAUAGUCACGGUACCCUCUGUCAUCGGUAACAUCGCAGCCAUCUACUCCAUCUCCAGAAGAAAUUGCAGAAUUUUUCAAAAAACGUGCAUCAUUUCGCUGGCUUUGUCGGACAUUUUGAGCACCGCAGCUAUAGCUACCAUCAACAUUAACACCUUCGUACAAGAAGCAAUGGCUUGGCCUCUGGGGCACUUCCUGUGUCAAUUCCUCCCUAUGUGUCAGAUGGUGGGGGUUCUGGCGAGCUCGGUAGCCCUGACGAUGAUUGCCAUGGACAGGUAUCGAAACGUGGUGCACGCUUUGGGGAAAAGGUGGGACCCCACGCCUUGUUUUUGCUUCGUGGCAACAGGCACCGUGUGGGUACUAUCUUUUGCAAUCUCGUACCCCAUGUAUAGCUUCUACAAGUUCCAAACCAAGUGCAACGUCCAUUUCUGUUUGAUGAGUGGCGAAAUCAAAGAGUCUCUGCAAAAGUACUACAUCGCUAUGGUCAUCAUCAUCUUCCUCCCUCUCUUCUCCGUCUUCCUCUGGUUCUACAACAGCAUCGCCGCUCUAGUCUGGAAACACCGAAAACCCAUAUCCACCAUCUUCAAUAAAAAAUCGACCCAAGAAAGCACGUCCUCAGAGGUUAAAACUGUCAACCAUCCCAAAACUCAAGAGGAAAUUCGAGUCGGGAGAAAAAUUCGGACUUUUAAGAUAAUCGUCGCCUUGAUGGUGGUUUUUAUAGUUUGUAGGUUGCCGUACUUCACUAUACAGAUUUUGAAGACUUUCAAUACCGCGCUGUCGACUCGGAAGGAAAUGUGGUACAUGAGUUUUAGUUUUAUGGCUCUUCAUAUUGUCAAUUGUUGUUUGAAUCCUCUGCUUUAUACUUUUUUCAAUGUGACGGUUCAGGUUUGGCGAAAAAUCGAAAGUUUUGCUUUGGAGAUUUGUUGCUUCUGUUGUUCGCGGGGGGAGUUUGAGAGUUUCGAGACGGAGAAUCCGUUUGUUAUUGAAGAUUUUGAGAAGAGGAAGAGGUCGAGGGAGUGGGAAAAUAGGAAGAGGUCGACAGUGAGGUUUAAAGAGGAAAGGUACUGAUUAAAGAGGUUUAUGUGUAUUAAUCGAGGGUCUUUUGUAUUUAUAUUUUUAUAGCAAAAUAUAGCUCUAACUUAGUAAUACUUAAAA